This is a messenger RNA of Salvelinus namaycush (lake trout), 926 nucleotides long. RefSeq names its product T-cell surface glycoprotein CD3 zeta chain-like. Lineage: Eukaryota; Metazoa; Chordata; Actinopteri; Salmoniformes; Salmonidae. The record is from RefSeq and is a predicted model, not a curated record. The transcript is spliced from 7 exons. Bases 58 to 513 code for a protein of 151 amino acids.
CAGAAAGAGAGGGAUCAUCACCCGUGUCCUUGUAGAGAAAUAGAGAAAAGAGGAAGCAUGACCAUUCCAUGGAGGACAGGUGUCAUGCUGAUGUUCUUUUCUUCUGCAGAGGCUUCAUUGAAUGAACCGGUCAUCUGCUACAUACUGGACGGAGUCCUGAUUCUCUACUCCAUCAUCACCACCGUUCUAUUCUUCAAAGUGAAGUGGGGCCAGUCUGUAACUGAACCUGUGGAGGACUCCACAUAUGCAGAACUCCUGACGGGUACUAUUGCUGACGACUAUGAGGAUCUAAGGACUGACCAGACUGCAGCUACUAGACGGAAGCGCAAACAGGAAGCUAGUAGCGACACAUACCAGGCUCUCCAGAUAAAAAAUGAUGGGCGUGAGGUCUACCAGGUGAUCGAGUCCAAGGGGAGGACUCGCAAGAAGGACAAGAAAGCCAAGGUCCCCCAGCCUCUCAGUGCAAACAUCCAGGCUCAGACCCGGCCCUCCGCCACCUCCAAACUGAUCUGACCCAGUCAGCCCUCGGCACGGAGGCAGCUGUUUACUCCACUGGCAGGUCUCCCCUGCACUGAUCCCACAGUCAGCUUAUAUCUCUGAAGAUAACAGUAUAGAAGGUUAUCUGCUUUCUGGCUAUAGCAGUGUUCUACUCCUGAGCUCAACUCCCUGCCCUGUUAUUGCAUGUUACAAAUCAGCAGAAAAGUGUGCAUGUCUUAUCUAUGUUUAUUGACCGCUUUCUGUGCCCUUUAUGGCUGUAUGUGGUAAUGUUGAUAUUUUGACCAUAAUAAAAAACAGUACACGUUCCAAUGUUAAAACACUUGGAAAAUGGUUUAAUGAUGUUUACAACUAAAGAGAACUGUACAGUUACAGUAAAAUAUUGUUUAUAUAUAUAUAUAUAAACAAAUAAAAUACAGCAGACAAAUGCA